AUGGCGCCGUGUAUUGUGUUUAUCGACGAGAUCGAUGCGCUUCGGGCACGCUCCAACAACCUCAUGGGAAUGGCCGGCGGCAAUCAGGAGGCUGAGUCUACGUUGAACCAGCUACUGACAUGUAUGGACGGCUUGGCCACUCGCGAGCCCGGCCGUCCGGUUGUCGUCAUUGCGGCCACCAACAGACCCGAGGUUCUGGAUGAAGCACUACUCCGCCCAGGACGCUUCGAUCGAGUCGUUCAGGUGCCGCUUCCGAAUGCCGCCGGACGAUUGGAGAUUCUGAAAGUCCACCUUCGGCUGCGUUCGGUGCCUGUGGCCCCGGAGGUUACCGCAGAACAGCUGAGCGAGAUCGCCGAAAGGUGUGAUGGCUUCCCAGGUGCUGCUUUGGAAGCCAUCGUGAACGAGGCCGCUAUCCGUGCUGCUCGUCGGAACUCAUCGACGGUCAGCAUGAUCGAUUUUGAAGCGGCUGUGUCUGAGUUCAACCAAUCUCGAGAGAAGACGAGGCAAGAUUUCCCGUGGAAGCUGUAG
Molecule: messenger RNA, 528 nt
Organism: Symbiodinium necroappetens
Lineage: Eukaryota; Dinophyceae; Suessiales; Symbiodiniaceae
Source: the annotation of a GenBank genome assembly